AUGAGUAUCGCUUCUGAAACAAAAACAUUCAUUCAGAACUAUAUUAAAACUACAGUUAACGGUUUAUCUUUAAACUCAUUUUACUACGAUGAGGCUACUAUUAUCAGAUUAGAUUCUAGAGGUGAAUCAGUUGGAAUCUAUAAGGAAAAGAAAGAGAUUGUUACAAUUCCUAACACAUCAAGAAUUAGCCUUAUGAGUGCACAUGAGUCACCAAGUGGCGAUCAGUCAAUCCUUGUUCUCAAGGGUAAAAUGGUUAUUGGGGAAAUUUCAUACCUUUACGUCCAGAACUUAGAGAUCAAGAAAGAGAAUGGAAGAUUCAAAAUAUUAAAGGAUAGUUUAGUUACAUUAGAAGCUACUGAAUUUGGUAGCAAUAAUUUCAUCAUUGACCAGACAAAGAGAGAAAAUAGACCAAGAAGAGAGGAACAGCCAAAGAAGGAAGAGGCCCCAAAGGCUGAGGAGAAACCAAAGAAGGAAGAAAAGCCAAAGAGGGAAGAAAAACCAAAGAAAGAGGAUAAGCCAAAGAAGGAAGAGAAACCAAAGAAGGAAGAGAAACCAAAGAAGGAAGAAAAGCCAAAGAGAGAGGAUAAGCCAAAGAAGGAUGAAAAGCCUGCAAAGAAGCCAGAUUUUAGUGAAUGGCAUCCAGACAAAAAUUAA
Molecule: messenger RNA, 654 nt
Organism: Trichomonas vaginalis G3
Lineage: Eukaryota; Parabasalia; Trichomonadida; Trichomonadidae
Exons: 1
Coding region: 1-654 (217 amino acids)
Source: RefSeq, a predicted model, not a curated record